CGCACACGCACAGCCAUGGUGGGCCGGCUGAGCCUGCAGGAUGUCCCCGAGCUCGUGGACACGAAGAAGAAGGGCGACGGCGUCCUGGACAGCCCGGACUCCGGGCUGCCCCCCAGCCCCAGCCCCAGCCACUGGGGGCUCGCGGCGGCCGCGGGCGGCGGCGCGGAGCGCGUGGCGGUGCCCGGGGCGCUGGAGCCCGACGCGGCGGCGGCGCCCCCCGCAGCCCCGAACCCAGCAUCUCUUCCCCAUGUGCUGGCUGCCACCUGCUCGCAACGGCUCUGCCCCCUGUCUUUCGGCGAAGGAGUGGAAUUUGACCCCUUACCACCAAAGGAAGUAAGGUACACUUCCUCCGUCAAGUAUGACUCGGAGCGGCACUUCAUCGAUGAUGUUCAACUGCCCCUGGGCCUGGCAGUGGCUUCCUGCAGCCAGACGGUUACCUGCAUCCCCAACUGCACAUGGCGCAACUACAAGGCCGAGGUGCGCUUCGAGCCCCGCCACAAGCCCACGCGCUUCCUCAGCACCACCAUCGUCUAUCCCAAGUUCCCCAAGAGCAUCUACACCACCACCCUGGAUUACAACUGCCACAAGAAGCUGAGGAGGUUUCUGUCCAGCGUGGAGCUUGAGGCCACAGAGUUCCUGGGCAGCGACGGUCUCUCAGAUGAAUGCUGACUUGAGCUGGCUGCUUGGGGUUGGACCAGCUGUUCUGCCGCUGCCCUGGUCCCCAGACCAUCCUCGGCAAGCUGGCUGACAUUACCUGUGCACGUCAUUCCAGCCCCAGAGGAAUCUAACCUGGAGAUACCUCGAAGCCCAGCCAGGGGAAGAAGAAGGAAAAAAAAAUGAUUUUUAUAAUGAUGGAAAUGCUUGGUUUUGUUUUGAAAUUUUCAACUAGUUUUUAAAAAGGAGGGUGUGUCUUGGUUUGUUGGUGCAGUUUUCCCAAAGUCCCAUCUGAUAAGAAAAUAAGUAGAUGGCCUAAGCAAAAGGGCAAUGGUAGCGGUGUGGACAAGGGAGGGCUGCAGUUGAGCUCUCUGUCCAUUGGCUGGGCCGAAGAGCAUGGGAAAGUCCCGGGGUGGAAACAGUGAGUUUUGAGAAAUUUCAGCCAUGGGUGUCUUCGUUGCCACAAAAAUGGAGCUAAUUCAGUAGAUUGUGGCACCCAUAUGUGUUCAAUCUGGAGAAUUGAGUUCCAUUCCAUUUGUAUUUCCUGUUAACCCAAACUCUUGGAAUUCUCUAAUAUCGGGAAAAAACCCAAAUCCAAACCACAAAAGGAGAUGCUUUUAAAAAAGAAAGUUCUCCUUGUUCCUGUCUGCUUCAGGUCCAGCAGACGGGUGGCCCAGUCUGGGGACACUGGCUGCUGUCUGGUUCCUGGCAGGUUGGUCCCAGGUGCAGGCUCCGGCCCAGCCACUGCACACUUGGCAUCUGGUUCACAUCUCUUUGGGCUUGUGUAACUCUCCUGAUAGGUAUUUUGAGUUUUCAAAAUAUUUUACUAUUUUUUUUUCCAUAAAGUAAAAUGUAGCAGAGGGCUCUUUUUGAAAGGAACAUUUCCAAAGAAAGUCUUGAGAUGUAGUUCAGUUGGUAGAAUGCUUGCUUGGCAUGCACGAAGCCCUGGGUUGGGGCCCCAGCACCACGUGAACCAGGCUGAUGGCAAAGCCUGUAAUUCUAGCACUUGGGAGCUGGAGGCAGGAGGAUCAGAAGUUCAAGGCCAUCCUCAGAUAAAUAGCAAGUUUGAGGCCAGCUUGGGCUACACGAGGCCCUGUCUCAAAAAGAAAAGUGCUUGGGGGAACACUUUUGACCUGCACGAAGGUUUCUACCUUGGCGCAUCCUGCCUCUCCCCACUACCUCUAGGAGGAGGUGGAUUUGGAUGUAUUUGGUGACCUGGAUUAUUGUGAUUAAAUGUUUGAAUGGACUUUUCUUAGGGCUUUGGGGCCAAAGUUGUAGAGGAAUUGAGUACGAAAUAAUGCAAAAAGCAAAGAUCCUUACUUAAAAAUCUCCCUAGGUUAAACCAAGGUAAAUUUAGUAUAGAUAGGGAUGUCACAGCUCAAACUCAACUUGCCGCUCCUGUGAUGGUGGACAUUUCUUUCUUGUUACUGUGUCAAUGGAAGUGACCACUGUGGAAUUGGAUGUGGACCAGACAUGUUCCCCAGCCAACUGUGUGAGUUCACUUGAGCCAACUCCAGCGGCGGGGGUGGGGGGGGUGGGGCGGGCGCUGCACAUCUGGCUGCCCCCUGCUCACCUGCCUUCCCUACCCUGACCCCUACCCUGGCCCUUGCUUUGUAGAGCCUCCUGCCAACCUGUGCAGUGCUGGAGUAAAGAAAGUGGCAGCAGUACUUCCCCCCAGUAUUGGCAAGAACAAGCUGUGCAUUAUUUCCUUUGAAUACAACCUUAUUAUGCCAGGUGCUCCAGGUUAUUGGCGGCUCGGCUGGUAUCACUUUCCGCGGGUGGCCUCCAUCUGUCCUGAAAGCAGAAUGGAGAGCUCACUGGAUCUCCUAGAGCCACACCAGGACCUCUGUUACCAUGGAAGCAGGUACAAAGAUAAUGGCUCUCAUUUAAGGCAGUGGAGCCCUCUGGAGUCACAUUGCCCAGUAGAUGUCCUCUGCAGACGACCAUAUCCAGCCUGUUCCGCUCCUCACUGGGUGAGGUGCACCUCUGGGACAGCUGUAGUUGCCUUCAUGGUCUUGGUGUAUCAGGAGUGUCAAUGGGGACAGUCGGGGAACCCCAUGUCAUGUGCCAAGCAAUAGAUAGAUGCUGCCUGUCUUUGGAAAAGAAUAUACUGGCAGAAGUGGACUUCCUUUAAGAUGACCCUUAAGUGGCAAAUACAAUUUUUGUUUGUUUUUAGUUUUUCGAGGUAGGGCCUCUCUGUAGCUCAGGCUGACCUGGAAUUUACCGUGUAGUCCCAGGCUGGCCUCAAACUCACAGUGACCCUCCUACCUCUGCCUCCCGAGUGCUGGGAUUAAAGGCGUGCACCAUCACGCCCAGCUCAAAUAUAAAUUUUAAAUCGUAAUAGGAGAAUUCCCACAGCUUUUCUCUGCCCCAGUGCUGUCGCUUGGAUGAACUCAGAAUGACGUUGUGGACAGUGUGGUAGGAGAACGUGGCCUUGGAAUACAGAGCGAUUUAAAGUUCCUUUUUUUUCGGGGGGGGGGGUUCUUAGAGGAAUCAUGUUACGUUCAAGCAGAACAUUCUAGGUGUGGAAAAUACCUAAACCGUAUCAGUAAAGUAAGUGGAAGUGAGCGUUGGCGGGGGUGUGGCGUGAACAGAAAGGCAGGCUUCUCGCAGUUAAGCGCUCCACUAGCGAGCCAGCUGCGGGUCUUUCUAACCCUCUUGCUUUCCAAUGUGGUGCCGCAGGAACGGAGCGUGUGCGAUGUGCAGCCCUCCUGCCGUUCAGGUGUCUUAAGUCAGAAGGCGAGCUGAGUUCGUUUGCCAGGUGGAAGCAGUGAACUAAGAAACUCUCUGCUUUGCCAUUCCUGAGUAUGCGUGAGAGAUCCAGUGUGUUGAUGAGCAAGCUCUUUGUUCUGUCUCUUUAAAUUGUGGCCUUUGAGGACAAUUUUUAUUUUCAGAGAAAAGCUGUGUUCCUUUCAAAUCACGAGCUUCUAAAAAGACUUAAUUUGAACAAGUAUCUUAUCGUUCAAUACUUUUCCUGUUUCUAACUUUAGAAAAUCCAGAAUAGUAUUUUACAAAAAAAAAUGGUGUUUUACAAUUAUCUUUAACAUUUGUCCUACUCCACUUUUGCUUUGACUUCUCCAUUUAAUAAUAAAUUAUCUAAAACAUAAAA
Molecule: messenger RNA, 3763 nt
Organism: Jaculus jaculus (lesser Egyptian jerboa)
Lineage: Eukaryota; Metazoa; Chordata; Mammalia; Rodentia; Dipodidae
Gene: Rflnb
Product: refilin B
Exons: 3
Coding region: 16-669 (217 amino acids)
Biological process (GO): negative regulation of chondrocyte development; negative regulation of bone mineralization involved in bone maturation; actin filament bundle organization
Cellular component (GO): actin filament bundle
Molecular function (GO): filamin binding
Source: RefSeq, a predicted model, not a curated record